Messenger RNA from Anas platyrhynchos (mallard), 11934 nucleotides. The record is from RefSeq and is a predicted model, not a curated record. NCBI's taxonomy places the organism in Eukaryota, Metazoa, Chordata, Aves, Anseriformes, Anatidae.
CCUGGUGCAUUCACUCAAAACGCUCAAGUUUUCCAGCAGGUUGGCUGUUCCCCGAGGCUUUCAUCAGAUCCAGACAGGGUUUGUUGUGCACCACCAUUAGAAGACUGAAAAAGCUUCUGUUUUUGUUAAAAGAAAUGAGAGAGGCAUAGAGCAGCGCAACCAGCACCGUGCAUGAGUGAGGGAGAAAGACUUAUGCUUCAUCCAAUGAAAGAAAGAAGGAUCAUGAAGUGGGAGAUUUAUCUUCUCCUUGUGAAGCAACUGGAAAGUGUUACCUCCUGCUCUGAGCCUAGGGUGAUGUGGAAAAAGAUGAGGAAAUAUUGAAAUCAAGUUUUUUUUCAGCAGGUUAAAGUUAUCAAGCCUUUUUCUUAGUUGUCAAACCCCUGUUCAUAAGAGCAAAUUCCUAAAACCCUGCUCAGAGUAAACCUUUGGCAAGGUAUCGGCAUGCUGGAAAUGGCACUGGAGCUGCCAGUGCUUGAGGCUGCUAUGCAAUCACUAGUUUGCUUUUCAGUUUUGAGAUGAAAAAUUGUAUGUCUUUCAAAGUCAAAUACAACAGAAUUCUGUUGCAAGAUUUUAACUAGAAAUCUAAUUAUCUGAUUGAUGAGCAAAAUGAAAUAGAGUUUUCUAAGCAGUUAGUAUGAAACUCCUCACAUUAUAUUUUGUUCUGGGGUUUUGAUUCAUUUGUUUUUGUUAGAACCUCCUCUGGCACUUGUUAUGGGAAAGAUCAGGUGAGGAAAUCAUAGAAAAUGAUCUAAUUUGGGCCAAGAACACCCUCCAGGAGCAGGAGGUGUCCACCAGCUGUAGUGAACAUUCAUCUGGCCCCUUCUGGAGCACUCAAGGAGGGUAAAGAGACGAAGAGCUGGCCCUAAAUAGAACAUGUUUUUAUGUGUAGGAAGUAAUGCAUUUUCAAAGGCCAUGACAUAAAUUGAAGAAGCUAGAGGUCAUUAACUUUGAUCUUGUAGCAGUGCUUAUUCAUUUAAAUGACAGGCAGUAUAAUUAUUUCCUGAAAGGUGAAAAUAGAAGAGAAUCUGUGAUCUACGGUUAAGUGAGAAAAGUACGGAAUAAGACAAUUAGGUUGUUGCUAACCAAUUGCAGGAGAGCCAAGAACGAACACGCUGAAAUUAAACAUGUUUUACAUUAUAUGUGUAAUACAGUUAUGCAUGUGUCUCCUUCUCCAUAAGGAAGCAAGAUGCAUACAUAACAUACACUUGGAUUUAACUUCAAUAUCCUGUGGUUGAUGCUAGAAGAUGACUUAGGCUAUAUAUAUGAGCUAAUGUCGGUUUUGAAAAUAUUUUUGGACAUUGCUAUGUAAGGGAUAAUCUAAAUCUUCUCUGCUACCUCUAGCAGAGACGUACACCAUGUGACUUCUACUUUUGACACCUGUCCCUUCUGCAAGAAAAUGAAAGGUACCUCAGAAUUCAUGGCGUGGGGCCCAGGCUGCCAUUCAUCGAUCACCCAGCAUGUUGGCUUGGCUGGCCUCAGUACUCCAGCUGCACUACUGCAGUAAGCAGUACAUGCUGCGUGCAGAAGUACAAUGGUAUGUCAGACGAUCCAGAACAUUGCCUAUGCUUGUACUCCAGCACAACAGAAAUUUAAACAUGAGUGAAGAUGUAAGAAUUAAAGUUGUGUUUUUUUGGAGUGGAAAAUUCCACUAACCCUGCAUUUUUAAAGGUGAUUGUGGAGGCAUAAUGAUGCAGGGUGUGUUAAGCAGAUAAGGGGGCAGGGGAAGGUCCCACUGUCCUGAAAUAAGGAGGAUGGCUAAGAAAAACAAAACAAACAGUGAUGGAGUCAGCAAGAACAAGAAGCUAUGAAAUCAUGGGCCCCUCCAAUUUAAAAACAAAACAAAACAAAACAAACAAACAAACAAACAACAAACAAACAAACAAACAAAAAACUUUACAUACAGGGCAUAGUAACAAGUGUCAGGCAGGUUGUGAACCUGUAGUACUCAGCCACUGAGGAAACAGGAGGAAGCAAGCAUCAGACAGUAGGGAAUAUAGGGCUACGCUGUACUUCUGUGCAUUGCUGCUUGCAGGAUGCCCACUAUUGCAAUCAUGAAUAAAAAUGGUAAUUCACUGAGAUCCUCACCUGAGCCUUUGCUUUUGGCUGCAGAUUAUCCCUCACAGAGAUGCUUGUCCAGAUAUUUUACCAUGAAUUUGCAGAAGACAGUAUGCUCCAUGUCACCCUGGCAGCAUCCCUUGGGACAAGAGGGAGGCUGCUGGUCCCAGUGCUAGACAAGCAGCAGCAAUCCCUCCGCAAUGUCCAAGUCCUAGCAAGGAGCAGUCUACCUCCACAGCAGGUCACGUCACCGGGUGGGAUACUUGUCCCUGCAGCAGGAGCUCCCUACUAGAAUCACCUUCCACGUCUUCCUGGUGCUGCUGCAAGGCUCCGGCACUGUGGGCUUGAUGACUUUGUUGGACACAGCUCCUAGACCCUCCACUGCUGCCAGGACACUGAACAUGAUCUGUAGCUGCAGCUCUACAGAUGGCGCAGGAAUGAGCCUCCUGGUGCAAGACGUCACCAGCUCCCAGCCUUCAGCAUUGAAGGAGCCACCAUUUCCCAGCCUGAUGAGCACUAACUCCUCUGGGACAGCUGGCAGCUCAGACUUUUGUUUGGAGAUGGUCCUGUCAAGCUCUUUCUCAUUGGAUCUGGAACUGCAGAGCCUGCUGACCUUCUCCUUCGGCUCCUUACUUGGAACAGAGGUCCUCCACCAGCACACACCUCCUGUGAGUGAAGGCAACACUGGCCCAACCAGCAAGGCAUCAGAGCUGGAUGGCUGUGUUUUGCCUCAUUUUGUUGCUCUGAGCUCUAAAUAACAUUUGCUUUUGUCUUGCAGCACAAAUUUCCUGGUAGCUCUUGACGUUGACUUGUCAGUUAAUCACAUGUAGGCUGCUUUGGAUAUGAAUUCUAACUUUUUCCUGUAACUGUGCUAUGCUCAGUUCAAUGUCUGCCAUUCUGUUUAACUCAAAAUUCUUGCAAACAGGUUUGUGGGCUGUUGGUUAUGACUGUGCAGGGAAUUUAACAGUCUCCUCCGUGUUACUCCUCUCAUCUGUAUUGGGUGAUUUAUCACCUGAAUACAGUCUAGCUGGGAGAACACUUGGACUUCUCUGUGUCUCCAGAAAUCAAAGCUCUUCUCCCUAAGGUCUUUCACCAAAAAAAGGCUCACAUGCUUACGUCAAAUUGCAAAUUUUAAAAAUUAGUGACUGUUUCCCUCGGAAAAGAGUGUUUCUAGGCAGGGCGAUGGCGCUCUAAGAUCACAGUUCACUUUAUCCAGCUGUGAACUGCCAAAGCUACGGACUGGGACCUGUAUGUGCCACACCACAAAUGCUGUUCCUUCCAGUCUUUGAAUUAUUCCAUCAACUUUAAAACUCUUUCUUACAUUGAUAGUGUAAUGAUGUUUUCAGCCUUUGCUUUUUCCUCCACAUUCUUCUGCAAGACCCUUUCCCCGCAGCACUUAUUUUUUCAUUUACCAUUGUAAAAACAGAAUGACUUUUCUUUUUGUAGUCAGCAGAGGGAGCUUUGUCACUUCUGCUUUUGAGGCCGGCUCUGUGCUUGUGUGAACUACAGUUCUGCUAGACUUCUGCUAGACGGCGGGGACUUCGCUCACGUGAUAAAGCACCGAAGCCAGGCAAAGAACACAGGGUUUUGUGUUUUGAAUGGACUUUUUCGUCAUUUUUACGUUGUUUAGUUCACAUAAGUUAGAUUCUUUUAGUUCACAGGAAUUAGCUUCUCAUGCCCUACCAUUUCUUUAAAAGAUUCUGGCACAGUGACAGUCACAUACGAAGUUUGACAGAUAUUGGUGGAUCAAGACCUUUCCUAGGUUUUUAAUCUGUUUAUAAUUAGUCACAACAAAUACUACUCGAAGACUGCGCUCUGUUCUAUCUAAACAAAGAACACUGCGUUUUGAAGCAACAGAAUCUUCAUUGAGUAUGGACAAAGAUGUUAUAAUUGUAAACAUGCAUUUGUAUCAGUUAUAACAUCCUAUAAUUAUUAAGGUUGGAAAAGACCUCCAAGAUCAUCUGGUCCAACUGCUCCCCUACCACCAAUAUCACCCACGAAACCAUGACCCUAAGCACAAUGUCCAACCUCAGUGAGGAGUUAGAGCGGAGAUUUCCAUCCUCGCACGUCCACAGGGCCCUCUGCACGUGAGUGUGCCAGAGGGAGGAACAAGUAUGAUGUCUCCAGGACAUGACAUCUUCAUUGAGUAUGGACAAAGAUGUUAUAAUUGUAAACAUGCAUUUGUAUCAGUUAUAACAUCCUAUAAUUAUUAAGGUUGGAAAAGACCUCCAAGAUCAUCUGGUCCAACUGCUCCCCUACCACCAAUAUCACCCACGAAACCAUGACCCUAAGCACAAUGUCCAACCUCAGUGAGGAGUUAGAGCGGAGAUUUCCAUCCUCGCACGUCCACAGGGCCCUCUGCACGUGAGUGUGCCAGAGGGAGGAACAAGUAUGAUGUCUCCAGGACGUGACAUCUUCCCCGCCAUGUCCCCUGUGGAUCCCCUGUCAGGCCAGGCUCUGGGGACAAUGGUGACAUCACAGUCCAGGAGGUGGCUGGGGACAGCAGCCACAGGAACCAUAACCCCUGGGAAAGCAGCACUGUUUCUGCUAUGAGGGGCACGUUGCUCAUCUUUGUACCACUCCUAACCUCAGCAAGGAUGACCAGACAAUUUACUUUACCUUCUGAUGGUAUGUACCAAUCAAAACCUGUUUCUGGUGAAAUGGAUUACCUCAGAUACCAUUGAAGUGAUGUGGUUCUCCAAGAAAUGCCAACUAACAAUAUGGAGCAGCAGUCUUGAUACCUUUUGGACACAGAAAACUAGAAAUAUGCAGAAUCUAUGGUUCUGCAGAUAACUUCAGGCACGCCUCUCUCCUCAUAGAUGAAAAAACGAGUUUUAAUGAAACUCAAAAUACAAACCACAGCUAGUAACUCAAAAUACUACAGUUGAUGGAGCUGCUAAACUUCUGUCAGAAUUUCCCGUGAUGGUGGAUAAAAGUCAUGUCUAGAAAAUUUGGAAGAGGCGUACUUUGGGCCAAGUCAUUGACAACUAAACAUGGAUCUGUGUUUUGGUAGAGGUAGUCAUUUUACUAGGACGCGCACACAUUUAUUUGCAAAAUGCAUAUGUAUAAUCUGUUUCUACAUAUGUCCAAUUGCACAGUGCACUACCAUUUCAAAUGCUAGUGGUGUGAUGUCCUUUACUGUUGUAGUGUCAGAGAACGCUGAUUUGCUCCAAAGGAACGCAACCGAACAAACCAGCCAGGAAGACUUUAAAGUGCAAGCAAUGCUUAUUGCAUCAUCUACAGCUCUUGUCAUCUACAUAAUAUUUAUUAUAUUAUUUUGUGUGAUUUUUAUCAAGCACAGAAUUCCAAAAGGGUAAGUUUUCCAGUCAUGUACCGUGUCUGAUAUUUAGAUCCCUUUACAGCACCUCUGAACUCUCAGUGAACCAGAGGCAGAAACUGCAAUAUGGUCCUACAAUAUUCUAUCAAUUACUAGAUUGUGUGUUGGUUGGUAGAACACCUCCCCUUAUAAAUAACAGCCAUUGACAGGACUGUAUGCUUUUGGAUAACGAAAUUAAGUUCUACUGCAAACAUCAGAUUACAAAAUAUGCAAAAAUGUGAAGAAAGCUGGGAAAGGCUGCACAGGCAAAUGAAAAGUAAAAGUAGAAAUUAUUAAAAAAAUAUAAAUUAUGUUAUUUCCAGGAGUCUGUGUACUAAGUAUUUCAUUAUAAGAUGAAAUGCUCCUCUUUGUCAGUUCAAAUCUUGAAAAAAUUGAAGUUCAGUAAUUUGUUGCCAUCUUCAGUGGUAUCUGUUAAGUUUCUGCUGAAUUCCUCUAAUCAGAAUAACGUUUUUUUUGUUCUGUGUUGUAGGAAUUUUUGUCGUAUGUUCAGAUGCUCACGUGAACAACAGAAACCAGCUUCGGAGGCACGGGGUGGGAUAAAAGCAUUAGAUAUGCAGAGUGACUCACACAAGACAGGCUCAAUCUCAGAAACUGUACCCCUCAUGAGUUCAGUAGUUGAUAUGCCAUCAGUUUCUGAUGAACCAAAUCACAAUGAUAGUCCUUCAUCAGAGGACUAAAUGAAAAGUAAUAAUCUUAGUGAAAUGAUAUAAUCUUAGUGAAAAAUGAAAACAAAUAUAUCUAAUAAAAUAUAAAGUUACCAUGACCAAUAAGCUCUCAAACUCAUUUGCUGGCUUAUGUGCAACUAUGUUUUGAGAAAUCAAGGGGAAGUUGAGGUUGGAAAUUAGGAGACAUUUCUUUCCAGAGAGAAAUCCAGUCAGGCACUGGAACGGGUUGCCCAGGGAGGUGGUGGCAUCACCAUCCUUGGGGGUGUUUAAGGAAAGGCUGGGCAUGGUGCUUAGGGACAUGGUUUAGUGAGUGAUAUUGAUGGUAGGAGGGUGGUUGGACCAGAUGAUCUUGGAGGUCUUUUCAAACCUUAAUGAUUCUAUGAUUUUAUGAAAUAGUGCUUGUGAUUCACUAAAUAGGUAGCUUGAAGUCUCAUGACAGAAUAGAAUAAGCUUUAUGCUUUGACAGGAGCAGGAUAUAAAUUUCAGUUCUGAACACAAAUGUUUGCAGGCAAGCAUUAACUACUUCAGAAUAAAGCACCAGGGGGUACAACUCUGGCAAGCUCCACAUUCAAGUUGAAAAGGAAGAGCUGAAACACUGUCACAAUUACUUUCAGAAAGGAAUCCAACCAAUCCAACAUACGUGGCUUACACUGAGUAGAAAUCUUGUGGUGAGAUCUCUGAACAGUAAUUAUUUUCUAAACAAAUAUUUUCUGAGUGAAAAGUAGCAAAUGGAAUUUUGAAAUAUAUCUAGUUGUUAUUGUCUUUGGCAUCCAAUAUAGCAGAUUUCCUUUUUCCUGCCAUGUUACUGGUCAUCAGGAGACAGUUAACAUUAGCAGCCCGUUCUCAGUUAGUUUUUUUCACUCUUUUUAUAGUUAUUACUUUCAUGUUUUUGGUGUUUUGAAACUGUGUUUGAUCACCUGAAAUUAAAGUGUUGCCUUAAGGAUGGUAUUGAAGCUCACCCCACUAUGUGUGUGUUGACAAUAUAGAUGACAUAACCUACAAGAAAUAAUAGGAAAAGAAUGCAGAACAACAUAUAAAGAUGCUAUAAAGGAAACAAAUUUCUACAAAUAUAUUCUAUGUUAUAUACAUAUAUUCUACAAAUUCCCAGUUAAUUCACACCGUGAAUAUUGAGAGCAAUGCUGGUCCCUUAUUCUUGUUUUAGAAAAGGUUGGAUGUGGUGCUUAGGGACAUGGUUUAGUGUGUCACAUUGGUGGUAGGGUGAUGGUUGGACCAGAUGAUCUUGGAGGUCUUUUCCAAUGUUAAGGAUUGUAUGAUAGUAUAUGACAAAAACAAGAAAAAGGUUCAUGGCAUGGCAGCAGAGACCACCAUACAUCAUGGAAAUGCUUCAAUAACGCAACCAUAAAGCCAGCUAGAAAAGAGCAAGUGUUGGAAGGAGAGUGGCUUUAAGACACUCAUAGUAAAACAGGUAGCCAACAACCACCUGUGCCAGCAAGAGGACCGGUGUGCUCCAAAUGGCAUAGCUGGGAGCCAGGCUGGAGAUACCCUUGUAGAAGACCACGGGCAGGCUGGACGAGCCACCACAUGCUGGCAGCGAGAGACUUUCACUGAAAUCCCUCAGCAUAAAGCUCUCAAAGACCCUGAGGGCUCUGUGGUGAAGGUCUCCUCACCUCGCUCACCUCUCAGGGCAAGCCCUCUGCCACCUCCCCUCCGCGGCAGCCCCGCCCGCUUCUCCCCAUUCUGCAGGCGGUAGGGACGGGCUGUGGCGACGCGGUGCCGGGUCGCCCCUCGCCCCCCGACGGCUGUCAUGUUUCGCCCCGCCGGCUACUUCUCCGGCUUACCCUGCCCGUUCCACCAGGCGGAGGACGGCAGCUGCCGGCGCCCGCACUGCCAGUACCUGCACGAGUCGUGGCGGCAACCAGCGGCCGAGAGGCAUCCGUCUGCCGUCGGGGGACCCUCGGAGGGGCUGUCUAUCUCUUCCAUAACAACAGAAGAUGAAAAUGCUAAGCAGCAGUUGGCUAAGCCAACAGAACUAUUUCCAUGUGAAUAUCAAGAGGCGAAUUCAGAAGCAUCUCCAUUUAGGAGGAAAUUCAGAAAGAGGUCAAGAAGCUGUUCCCCAGUGGAACCUGAAGAAUCUGAUGAUGAAUGUGAUCUUGUCAUUGAUGAGCCAGCACUUGUUAAUAAAAGACCAAGAAAAAAUAGGAACUAUAAAAACUUGAAUAGAGAAGAAGAACUGGAUGAUGUAAUACAUGCAGAAGAAUUGCGUGGUAGUAUCAUAGCAGAUGGUCCUGGGUAUACACCAGGAAAAUCAGAAAAAAGAGCUGAUUUGGAGAAGAGUGGCAAAUGUUUAAAUGAAUCUGAAAAAGCAGGGAGUGUUUCUCUGAAAGCAAACAAAAUUUAUUUGCCUGAUGUAAACACUGAAACACAGAAGAUUUCUGAACAGAGAGAGAGGCAUGGUUGUAACUCACAGAAACAUAAAUCUGCUUCAGCUGAGGCAGAUGUGCAGAAGAAGAUUCUGAAGCAAGAGAAAGCAGAAAGCAAUAUAUUGGUCAAAGAAUUUGUUCAGAAAUAUACUGGUAGUGAAAAGGGUGUGGGCAGUGGAGGAGUAACAAAGUCUGUCUUGUGUUCUAGUCACUCCUCUGGAAAUGAAAGUACAAUAAAAAGACCUGGAAAGCAAAUAAUACUAGAUACAAAGAAAAGUUGCAGCACUGAUAAAAAAUUGGGGAAAAGCCCAAAGGAUACAUACUCGUAUCCAACUGAUUUCUUAAACGUGGACAAGGAGGCUUGCUCUGGUACAAUUUUACAGACCAAAAACAUUGAUAAAAGCAGUUCUGUUCAACCUGUGUGCAGAAACAAGAAAGAAGGUGAAAAAAUUCUGAGUUCAUCUGCUGAAGACAUGGAAUCCAGUGGGGAGGACACAGAGAUCUCAGAAUCAGAUGAUCCUAUAGAGGAGUGUCGGAGGAUUUUCGAGGAGUUUGAAAAAGAGGCACAAAAGAAAGACAGUGAUAAGCAGACUCAUGAAAAAAAUGUGGAUGCCAGUUUAUUAGAAACCGAAGUUAAUGUUGCUGGACAAAAGAGAAGAAUUACAGACAUCCCAAAAUUUGAUGUAUGUAACAAAAAUGAAAUGGAGCCUUUCAAAAGAUCUCCUGUGCAGCAGGGUCCGAAGAAUCCAAGAAUCCAGACAGCACAGUUGAAAGCAAGGGAAUUAAUAGCUUCUAUUGCUACUGAUUCUGGACAGGAGAAGUCUAUGUCUAAACAGUCAGCUAUUCAAAUCCAAACUUCUUCAGAUUUGCUUGAAGUUCAGCCUGUUGAAAUCGUCAGUGGUCAACUGCAUAAACCAAGUAAAGGAAAUGCUGAAAUAGCAAUGCCAUGCAAACUGUCUGUUCGUUCAAUUGAAAAGACCGCUCUCAUGCUAUUUGAGGGUUACGUUAAGAAAAAACCUUUCAUUCCUGAAUCAGCAUCUAAAGUACCACGGGAGAUAAGGCAGCGAUAUUUCAAACUUUUUUUUGAACAUUACCUCAAAAUUUGUAGCACGGUGGAUGAAGCUGGUGGCAAGGCCCGGAUAGAAGAGCAAUCUAUUUAUGAUCGUUGUGGCAGUAAAAACAUGUACUUGAAUUUUGCUGUAAAGACAGUGAAAAAACUGAGAGAUCAUGGGCAAUCUAGUGACAUCAAGACUCCCAGUGGUGCUGGAUCUGUAAAGGCAGACAAUGAGAAAGAACUCACAGGUGAUGUUCUGUAUGAACUUUUAAAAGAUUACCUUUUAACUGAGCAACAGUUGAUUGAAAAUAACUUCCCUCGACCAAAUCCUGAAAAAAAUGGUAGUGCUAUAUUUCGUGGAGUUAGAAAAAAAGUUGUUUCAGAUAAGUUCCGAAGAACAUGCUGUAGGUGUGGUGAAGUAUUUACUGUUAGUUCAGGAAAACAUAGACUUAAAGAAUGCAACUACCAUUCUGGUAGGCUAUUGGAACAAAGAGUUGCUGGUGGCUUGGAAAAACACUAUAGCUGUUGUGAAGGAAUAGUUGGGUCUCCUGGGUGCCAGAUUGCAAAGCUUCACGUUCAUGAUGGGAGAAAGGAGACAUUGGAUGGCUUUGUGAAGACAUUAAUUAAAUCACCGCCUUCUGAUAAAAAACAUGGUAUAUAUGCCCUGGACUGUGACAUGUGUUAUACAAGCCAAGGCCUGGAACUUACUAGAGUCACAGUGGUUGAUGAUAAGCUACAGGUUGUCUAUGAUACGUUUGUUAAACCCCAUAAUGAAGUUAUAGACUACAAUACAAGUUUCUCAGGAGUAACAGAAGAUAACUUGAAGAAUACGAAAACAACUCUUCGGGACGUACAGGCAGUACUGCUGAACUUGUUCAGUGCAGAUACAAUUUUGAUUGGACAUAGCUUAGAAAAUGAUUUCUUCGUUCUCAAGCUGAUACAUGACACAGUAGUGGACACAUCAAUAUUAUUUCCUCAUCGGUUAGGUCCACCUAACAAAAGAGCACUUCGGAGUCUGAUGGCUGACUACCUCAUGAGAAUUCAUCAGGGUGAUGUUAAUGGCCAUAAUUCAACUGAAGAUGCAAUUGCAUGUAUGGAACUGAUCUUCUGGAAAAUAAAGGAGGACAAAAAAAGGAGAAAAUAGUGAUGAUUUUGACUUUGAAGGAACUGGAUGGUGGGACUAAAAUUCUACUUUGGUUUGACUCGCUAAUGACUGUAAUUUGACUCUAAAGCUUCAGUAGCAAUUAUUUUUCAUGUGUAAAAGAGUGCAGUGGGAAAACUUAAUGUAAAAAUCAUACUUCAUCUACUUUUGAUGCUUAAGAUGAACAUAAAUGCACAAAAUAGAAGUAGGAUACACUGAGCGAAUGCUUUUGUGUUAAAUAGCAAAUCUGUUCUGUUAAAAUAAUACUUUCUGUAAUCAUCUAUCAUUAAUCAUUAAUUAAUCAUUAAUCAUUACUAUUAUACGUAGCUGUAUAUACCAAUCACAGUGACUGAAAGCACUUGUUUAAAGUUCUGGAGAUAAUUUGAUUAUUUCUUGUUCAGCCUCCAGCAAAUAAUGCUUAAGUGCUCUAAUUACUAUUGUGUGAUGAAAGGUUGAUUUAAGAUUUUUUUUUUUUUCUCCCUUUCCCUAUCUGCUUCUCUCCACCUCUCUGUGCUUCCUGAGAGAGGGAAAAUAAACCUAGCUACUUCAAUGAACUACUAUGUUAAUUGACACAAAAAGGCACAGUACUAGAAAUUGGAUCAUUUAUGGAGCAUAAUAAACUGGUCUCUUUAAAAAAUAAAUAAUAAAUAAAAAAGACCAUGUAAGACCAUGGAAGCUUUUCAACUGUGAAAAUUCAGUGUGCUUUUCUGGCUUUAUUGGGGUUCCUAAAAGCACAGUUAUCUCAAGAAAUAAGCAUGCUUAUUGCUUCAGCUAGAAUUGGACUAUACUAUAAGCUGUAAUUCCUUGCCUCCCUCUUAAAGCAAAAUGCAGCAUCUGCUACCUUCACAAAGGGAUGUAAGUUCAAGGUUUUAAAGUCUUGUUGCCACUUCCGUGUGAAGGAAAUCAAAUACAAUAAAAAGAAAAUGUACAAAACUGUUUUUACAGGAUCGUAAAGAUGAAGAUAUGGCUUUGCAUUGAUUCCUGAAAAAAUAUUCUGUGUGUGGGGAAAAUGGUCUUGACUGAGGUGUCUGUAACAUGAGUAGCAUAGAGAAGAUCUUGCAGUUGUCAUGGACAUGCUGUGCAUAAUAACAACAAGUAAACUGCAUGACUAGAUUUAUAUUGAAAAAAAAAAAACAAAAAACAAUGUGCUUGUUUUUAUGCUUUUUCAGUGUCUAGGGCAUGCCUCAUGUUCGGUAAUAUACUGUGAGGUAGUAGCUGUGGUUAGAAGUAGUGUUACUUGUUAAUUGUCCUUUCUCCAAUACUCAGAUUGUGGCUUAAAUAAAACACCUUACUACAGCUUA